Cyprinus carpio (common carp) is the source of this 1680-nucleotide messenger RNA. RefSeq names its product methylsterol monooxygenase 1. Gene Ontology annotation, molecular function: C-4 methylsterol oxidase activity; iron ion binding. Gene Ontology annotation, biological process: sterol biosynthetic process. Lineage: Eukaryota; Metazoa; Chordata; Actinopteri; Cypriniformes; Cyprinidae. The record is from RefSeq and is a predicted model, not a curated record.
GCCAAUCAGCGCCCAGCCUCUGGCCUCACACAUCGUAUCCUCUUGUCUCAGCCAGUGGUCCUAUGUGAAGUUCUAUGACAUUAAAAGCGACCGUGCUGCUAGCGCAGGUAGAAGAGCUUCUCACAGUUACUCAUUUGGAGAGUCCCACUGACUCGCUGCCAUGGAGGUGAACGGCACAGCCAACAUUCUGUCUUCAGCGUAUCUGGCGGUGGAGUUUGUGGAUUCAUUUCUUCCAGAAAAUCCACUACAGGAACCUCUGAAGCAUGCAUGGAAUUACAUGCUGCAGAACUAUAGCAAAUUCCAGAUCGCCACCUGGGGCUCCCUCAUCGUCCACGAACUGAUCUAUUUCCUGUUCUGUCUACCUGGAUUUAUCUUUCAAUUCCUCCCUUUCAUGCAGAAGUAUAAGAUCCAACCAGAUAAACCAGAGACAUGGGAGAAACAGUGGAAGUGCUUUAAGAUGCUGCUGUUUAAUCACUUCUGUAUCCAGCUACCGCUCAUCUGCGGGACGUAUUACUUUACUGAGUUCUUCAGCAUUCCUUAUGACUGGGACUCCAUGCCUCGCUGGCCCUUUAUAUUGGCCCAGUGUUUUGGUUGUGCAGUUAUUGAAGACACGUGGCAUUACUUCCUCCACCGAGCCCUACAUCAUCGCAGAAUCUACAAAUACAUUCAUAAAGUCCAUCAUGACUUCACUGCUCCAUUUGGCAUGCAGGCAGAAUAUGCCCACCCUGCUGAGACUCUGAUUCUGGGCGCUGGAUUCUUCAUCGGCAUCAUGGUCUUCUGCAAUCAUAUGGUUUUGCUCUGGGCUUGGGUCGCUUUCCGGCUUCUUGAAACCAUUGAUGUUCACAGUGGUUAUGACAUUCCUCUGAACCCCUUACAUUUGAUUCCAUUCUAUGCUGGAGCUCGUUUCCAUGACUUCCACCACAUGAAUUUUGUGGGCAACUAUGGAUCUACGUUCACCUGGUGGGACAGACUUUUCAACACUGACUCCCAGUAUAAGAAACAUUACUCGCUUCAUAAAGCUGUGAAGAGCGACUGAUUGACAGAGAUACCCUCAAUCGCAUACACUGAUGCUUCACCAUCACCCAGAGCAAUCUAUCUCUCUUGGACUCCUGUGUGGGCUUUGGUUGGUCCGAUGCUUUUGCAUCGCCUCCUGCUGGACACACUCACUGUAAAGCAUUUAAAAUCGGACUGAAUGGAUUCAAAUCAAUGCCAGUGUCUUACAGCAAUGUGCCUUUGAAAAGAGAAAAAACACCCCCCGCAGUUAUCAUUAGACCACUGAUCAUGGUACUCUUAAGGACUGUUUGGACUGUUAAGAAUGAAAGAAUUUCAGCCUGUGUUCUGUGCUCUCAAUAAUUAUAAACAUUCAUCUCUUUCAAAUAAUAAUGACAUUAUUCCUAAAAAGCACUUUACUUUCACCUAAACAAAGAUGGAAUGUUAUAGAUUAUUUUUGUAAUGCCUUUUUUUUUUCUUUUGCUUUGUUGCCUUUCCUGAUUUUUUGCUCAGUUUCUGUAAAGAUUUUGUUACUUCCACAGUGACCACCUAUAGCUUAUAGAUGUGCCUUGGAAAGGAUUUGGGGGAACAAUGAUUUUAAGAAACACUUAUGGAUCAUAAGGGAGAAAGCUAAUUGAACUGUUAGCUUGUUCAUUUAAAGGCAACUUAAUAAAAACAAAUUAACAAAAA